Messenger RNA from Galendromus occidentalis (western predatory mite), 258 nucleotides. Its product is annotated as 40S ribosomal protein S15. NCBI's taxonomy places the organism in Eukaryota, Metazoa, Arthropoda, Arachnida, Mesostigmata, Phytoseiidae. The annotation marks the transcript as partial. Gene Ontology annotation, biological process: translation; ribosomal small subunit assembly. The record is from RefSeq and is a predicted model, not a curated record. Gene Ontology annotation, cellular component: ribosome; cytosolic small ribosomal subunit. Gene Ontology annotation, molecular function: structural constituent of ribosome; RNA binding. The transcript has 2 exons.
CGCAAGGUCAAGCAGCAGACCGCUGAGCUCGAGAAGCCCGACGUUGUCAAGACUCAUCUCCGAAACAUGUUGAUCAUUCCCGAGAUGGUCGGAUCCAUGGUUGGAGUGUACAACGGGAGGAACUUCAAUCAGGUCGAGAUCAAGCCUGAAAUGAUUGGACAUUAUCUGGGCGAGUUCUCCAUCACCUACAAGCCUGUCAAGCACGGAAGGCCCGGUAUCGGAGCCACCCACUCAUCCAGAUUCAUCCCUCUGAAGUAG